Molecule: messenger RNA, 1213 nt
Organism: Anoplopoma fimbria (sablefish)
Lineage: Eukaryota; Metazoa; Chordata; Actinopteri; Perciformes; Anoplopomatidae
Gene: tmem86b
Product: transmembrane protein 86B
Exons: 3
Coding region: 189-938 (249 amino acids)
Cellular component (GO): membrane
Source: RefSeq, a predicted model, not a curated record
GAAAUGACAACAGACUGAGAGACGUGGCAAAGAUUCGAGACAGGAGGGAACAAGACGAGAACAUCUGAGGACUAUAUGUGACGACAGGAUUGCAAAGUAAGAAGAAAGUAGAAGGUGUCAAGAAGACAAAAAAGGUUCAUCCAACUGAGACAUCUGGUCGAUUCACCCACGGUGCAGACUCUGAGACGAUGGACAUCCUUGAGACAGAUGCCUUUGACAGGCGGCAGAAGAGAAACAUGUCCUGUGCUCUCCUUCUUUCUCUCUUGCCUUUCUUUUUGUCCACAGCUGUGUUCUUCUACCUGUGGACACCUGAUUCAUCCCCAUCCAUCAUGUCAGCAGGUGUCAAAUCAGCCCCGACAGUCCUGUUAGCUGCAGUAGUGCUGCGCUGGAAUGGAGGUCAGAGUGUCCUGGGUGUGAUGGGAGGACUGCUGUUCUCUGCUGUUGGUGACUGCUGCCUGGUAUGGCCUGAGCUUUUUGUGCAUGGAAUGGGUGCAUUUGCUGUGGCUCAUCUGCUGUACUCAUUCACCUUCCUCUCCAGUCGUUAUACGCCAUAUUCCUCCUCCUCUUCCUUCUGGACAUGUUUCCUGUCUCUGAUCCUGUUCAUGGUGGGAGGAGGUUUCUACAUCUACACAUAUCCAUUUCUGCAGAAGGCGCCAGACUCCGAUGUACUGGUUCCAGCUGUGGGGGUCUACGUUUUCCUAAUUUCUCUUAUGGGUGCGUUAGCUAUCAGAACCCGCAACAUGACAACAAUGUUAGGAAGUUUGUCCUUCAUAGUGUCUGACCUAUCACUGGCAUUGCAAGUUUUCAAGGUGACAGCACCAAUUGAGCAUGGUCACAUUGUUGUCAUGGUAACGUAUUAUUUGGCACAGCUACUCAUAGCUGUGGGCGAUGUAAAUGCAGUGGAGAAGGACGACUUUGCAAAAUGGAAGAGGUCCUAAACAGCAUCCCUAGAGUCUGAAGCAUCUCCAUCAGCCUGGUAAAAAUCACAUAACGGCCUAUAAAUCCUUCAGGUCUGGGAGUUUCUAGAUCAACCCAUCAAAUACAGGAAAAGAGGAGAAUAGAAGAAAGACUCUACUGGUCAGCACUUGAAAGCUACUGGCUAGUGCCAAAGAUGGAGUAAAAGAGCAGCUUGCAAAGUCAAAAUACUUAACUUUGUGUUUCCGGCUUGUGUUUGAAUAAUCAUACUAAUAACAUUUUAAAAUACCACAGUCUA